UCCAAUAAUUUUGUGAUACUGUUGAAGACUCACAUCAUCCAUGGCCUCUGCUGUUUCCAUUCCCUCAUCAUCACAACCAGAACCACCAAUGGUUCAUGCAUCUAAUAUUUUUAGCAUCAAAGAAUUAGCAGAAUCAAAAGGAGAUUCUUCUCUCAUCCCUUCCACCUACCACUCCAUCUCACAACUCCACCAUGAUGAUGAUGAUGAUGAUGCAGAAUACCUUGCAUCUUCCAUCCCAGUCAUUGAUUUUUCUCACCUCACUUCGCACCACCCUCAGACUCACACCAAAGCGGUGCAGCUACUCGGCAAGGCCUGUGCUGAGUGGGGUGUCUUCAUGCUCACAAAUCAUGGAAUUCCUGAGAAGCUGGUGGAGAAGUUGAUGGAAAAAUCUGGCGAGUUUCAUGAUUUGCCGAUAGAGGAAAAGAAGGAGUUUGGUGACAACAAGAGCCCUCUUGAACCCAUUAGACAUGGCACAAGCUUUUGUCCUCAAGUAGAGAAGGUUCAUUAUUGGAGAGAUUAUCUCAAGGCCAACACAUUUCCUCAAUUCAACUUCCCCCACAAACCACCGGGUUACAGGGACGUUGCUUAUGAGUAUAGCCAGAAAAUCAGAGGAUUGGCUAGGAAGUUGCUAGAAGGAAUAUCAGAGAGUUUGGGAUUAGCAUCCAAUUCUAUUAUUGAGUCCACUGAGUUUGACUCUGGCCAUCAAGUCUUCGUUGUUAACAUGUAUCCACCAUGUCCACAACCACAGCUUGCUCUAGGGUUGCCUCCACAUUCCGACAUUGGCUUAUUGACCUUGCUCACGCAGAAUGGAGUUGGAGGGCUUCAGGUUAAGCACCAUGGCAAAUGGGUCAACGUUAAUCCCCUUUCUAACUCCAUAACUGUCAUACUUGCAGAUCAACUCGAGGUUUUGAGUAACGGGAGGUACGAGGGCGUGUUGCACCGAGCAAUCCUGAACAACGAAGAGACUAGGAUUAGUGUUGUGUUGGUGAAUGGACCUGCUCUAGAUAAGGAAAUUGGGCCUCUGGCGGAGCUAUUGGAGAAGGAAAAGCCAUUGUUCAAAAGCAUGAAAUACCAGGAUUACUUCCAAUUUCAACAGAGGACACGGCUAGAUGAUAAAAAUACAUUGUACGAGAUUCGACUAAAUUAAUCCUCCACAAUAAUAUCAUAAUCUAUCUGUACCAGUCCUUCCAACUACACAGGGUGAAACUAAAGUAAACCAGUUUAAGAAGAAGAUGAAGGUACUAUAGAAGGUAAAUAUUUCAGACUUAAUUUGUUUUUGGCUGUCAUUAUGUUUUAGUUUCCCAGUCAUGUGUAUGAUUUGUUGGUUGGACAUUGUUUCUCAGCUAUAUUGUUGUUGCACUCUCAUACGUGAUACAUGUGUUCUGUGAUAGUGUUAUUAUUUAAAAAAAUUCUUAAUGUC
Molecule: messenger RNA, 1420 nt
Organism: Vigna radiata var. radiata (mung bean)
Lineage: Eukaryota; Viridiplantae; Streptophyta; Magnoliopsida; Fabales; Fabaceae
Product: protein DMR6-LIKE OXYGENASE 1
Exons: 4
Coding region: 41-1147 (368 amino acids)
Source: RefSeq, a predicted model, not a curated record